GAGAAAUAGGGUUGAAGAAAGAGAGAGAUGGUGAAAAACAGAGCUUUUGGUGAGAUUAUGGAUGAUGGUGAUAAACCAGGAUUCUUCAAGAUCCUUCGAAGGGCUACUUUGUCGUCUGAAACCAUGAGAGGGAUUCCUCUAAACUUCAUCAGAAGCAUCUCGGAAAAGCAGUUAUCGGCUAAGAUGGUGUUGAAAGUGUCGUGGGGAAGCUCAUGGGCAAUCAGAAUUUCUAGAAACCCAAGAUUCUACUUUAUGGAGAAAAAGGGAUGGGAUCAGUUUUUGAGUGACAAUAGUUUGGGUAAUGACGAGUUUCUUACCUUUACUCACAAAGGAAAUAUGUGCUUUGCCGUAGACAUCUACCAGAUAGACGGUAAGGAGCUGCUCAGACAACGCAGAUCUGCAACUACUGUUGCUUCUAGUUCUGGUCGGAACAAGAGAGAACAAAGGAAGAACAUCUACAAACAUGUGAAGAGGGAAGAGGUUGAGUCUUGGUCUGAAUCAAGCUAUCCUGGUCACGAAUCAGCUGAAUCCAUAGGAAGAAGACAAAAGCUUAGCUCGAAAACUAGGGAAGCCGAGGAAACUGAGAAAUCAAAGAAGAAGAAGAUGAAGGUGGACAAUAUUUGUGACGACUCUGAAGACGACACUAUGUCUCUUGUUCCAGAAUUUUCCAUCACCAUAAAGAAAUCAUACCUCAUAUUCUUGGGGAUUCCUAAGUUGUUUGAAGAGCUGCAUAUGCCAAAGGUGACAACAAUGUUCAAGAUUCAUGAUCCGGAAGGGGAAAAUUCAUGGAAUGUUAUGUUUAAGAUCACUGGUGUACAGUCAAGAUUCUCUGCUGGAUGGAUUCGUUUGGCCAAAGAUUUAAGUUUAGUGGUUGGAGACGUUUGCACGUUCACGCUCAUCAAACCGACCGAGAUGCUUGUUAAAGUCUCCAGAUUCAAGACUCCAUGAUAUUAUGAUUGUGAAGAGCUGAUCUCAGUUUGAUCAAUCUCUGAAACUUUAGUUCAGGUGUUAGGAAGCGAUCUUGAUUAGUUAUUAUGGUGUGUUAUUACAUUGUUUCUUUGAGACUUUUGUGUUAGGACAUAGGAGUACUUUAAUUAAUACAAUGAAUCUUCUUUCCGGUUCGGAAUUAAUUCGGGUU
Capsella rubella is the source of this 1138-nucleotide messenger RNA. Its product is annotated as B3 domain-containing protein At5g18090. The coding region runs from base 28 to 948 and encodes 306 amino acids. The transcript has 4 exons. NCBI's taxonomy places the organism in Eukaryota, Viridiplantae, Streptophyta, Magnoliopsida, Brassicales, Brassicaceae. Gene Ontology annotation, molecular function: DNA binding. The record is from RefSeq and is a predicted model, not a curated record.